AAUUUUCAGAGGUUGGAAGAAAGAGUUAGAAUUUCCCAUCCGCCUCGUUUCGAAGUCUAGGCGCCUUAAAAGAUAUAUCCACAAUGGCGUUAUUACUGGUAUCAUGUCUGUCCUUUUUGGUAUGUGUAUCGCAAUCGAUUUCAGCAACUCUACAUGAUAAAGGAGGAAAUAACAUGAUGCCUGAUAUGCCAAUGGAAAAACCGGAAAUGCAAAUGGAAAAAGGCAAAAUGAUGAACAAUAUGAUGCCUAUGAAAAGGGAAGGCGAUAAAAAGAUGAUGAAUAUGAUGGAAAAAAUGAUGCCGAAAAUGCAGAUGAUGCCGAAAAUGCAGAUGAUGCCUAUGGAUAUGAAAAUGAUGCCAAUGGACAUGAUGCCAAUGGAUAUGAAAAUGAUGCCCAUGGAUAAGAAAAUGAUGCCUAUGGACAUGAAAAUGAUGCCCAUGGAUAAGAAAAUGAUGCCAAUGGAUAUGAAAAUGAUGCCAAUGGAUAUGAAAAUGAUGCCAAUGGAAAUGAAAAUGAAGCCUAUGAAUAUGGAAAUGAAAAAUAUGAUGAAGGAAAUGAUGAAAAUGAUGCCAAUGAAUAUGAAUAUGAUGCCCAUGGAUAAGAAAAUGAUGCCAAUGGACAUGAAAAUGAUGCCUAUGGGUAAUAAAAUGAUGCCUAUGGAUAAGCAAAUGAUGCCAAUGGAUAAAAAUAUGAUGCCCAUGGACAUGAAAAUGAUGCAAAUGGAUAACAAAAUGAUGCCCAUGGACAUGAAAAUGAUGCCCAUGGACAUGAAAAUGAUGCCAAUGAAGCCAAUGGACAUGAAAAUGAUGCCAAUGGAUAAGAAAAUGAUGCCUAUGGGAGGUCCAGACUGUCCACCAGAUCAAAUGCCAAUGAUGAUGGAAAUGAUGAAAAUGAUGUCCAUGAACAAGAAAAUGAUGCCUAUGGACAUGAAAAUGAAACCAAUGGAUAUGAAAAUGAUGCCUAUGGAAAUGAAAAUGAAGCCUAUGAAUAUGGAAAUGAAAAAUAUGAUGAAGGAAAUGAUGAAAAUGAUGCCAAUGAAUAUGAAUAUGAUGCCCAUGGAUAAGAAAAUGAUGCCAAUGGACAUGAAAAUGAUGCCUAUGGGUAAUAAAAUGAUGCCUAUGGAUAAGCAAAUGAUGCCAAUGGAUAAAAAUAUGAUGCCCAUGGACAUGAAAAUGAUGCAAAUGGAUAACAAAAUGAUGCCCAUGGACAUGAAAAUGAUGCCAAUGGAUAAAAAUAUGAUGCCCAUGGACAUGAAAAUGAUGCCAAUGGAUAUGAAAAUGAUGCCUAUGGAUAUGAAAAUGAUGCCAAUGGACAAGAAAAUGAUGCCCAUGGACAUGAUGCCUAUGGAUAAUAAAAUGAUGCCCAUGGGCAUGAAUAUGAUGCCAAUGGAUAACAAAAUGAUGCCUAAGGAUAUGAAUAUGAUGCCUAUGGACAUGAAAAUGAUGCCAAUGGACAAAAAAAUGAUGCCCAUGGACAUGAUGCCUAUGGAUAAUAAAAUGAUGCCCAUGGGCAUGAAUAUGAUGCCAAUGGAUAACAAAAUGAUGCCUAAGGAUAUGAAAAUGAUGCCUAUGGACAUGAAUAUGAUGCCAAUGGACAAAAAAAUGAUGCCCAUGGACAUGAAAAUGAUGCCUAUGGAUAUGAAAAUGAUGCCAAUGGACAAGAAAAUGAUGUCCAUGGACAUGAUGCCUAUGGAUAAUAAAAUGAUGCCCAUGGGCAUGAAUAUGAUGUCAAUGGAUAACAAAAUGAUGCCUAAGGAUAUGAAAAUGAUGCCUAUGGACAUGAACAUGAUGCCAAUGGAUAUGAAAAUGAUGCCUAUGGAUAUGAAAAUGAUGCCUAUGGACAUGAAAAUGAUGCCCAUGGAUAAGAAAAUGAUGCCAAUGGACAUGAAAAUGAUGCCUAUGGAUAUGAAAAUGAUGCCUAUGGAUAAGAAAAUGAUGCCAAUGGAUAUGAAAAUGAUGCAAAUGGAUAAGAAAAUGAUGCCUAUGAAUAUGGGUCCAGAUUGUCCACCUGGUAUGGGAGGUAUGGACAUGAAAAUGAAAAAGAAAGGCGGGUACUGAAGACCGACUGUGAAAUUAACUAGUAUUCAAAUUGACUGGGUUAGCCCUUUCAUCUCACAAAAUGGCAUUGACCUAAUGGUAUAUGUUUACAUGUAAACGAGAGUUCAAUAAAUUAUGUUAAAAAUAGCAG
Messenger RNA from Mercenaria mercenaria, 2187 nucleotides. RefSeq names its product putative testis-expressed protein 13C. Bases 84 to 2057 code for a protein of 657 amino acids. The record is from RefSeq and is a predicted model, not a curated record. NCBI's taxonomy places the organism in Eukaryota, Metazoa, Mollusca, Bivalvia, Venerida, Veneridae. The transcript is spliced from 3 exons.